CGGGGUCCGCCCGAGCCCUUCCUCAGUUGCGCCAACCCCGGAAGCAGAGCGUCGGAGGGAGCUUACCGCGGGUCACGCAUGUCCGGGCGCCGAGCUUGCGGCAGUUUCUUCAGGCUGGCGGGCGAGUGGGGAAGCUUCUCAGGCAGGGCAGCCACAUCUGAGGACCAGAGCCAUGCUGAGGAGCCAGAGCCUGUGACCUUCUCCAUCUCCAUCUGGCUGAGGCCAGCCACCAUCCUCAGCAGCUGACAUCACGAGAAAGAUUUGGGGACCUUGGGGAAGUACCCAAGAGAUCCUUUCCCUGAGAUGUGGAACAUCGGGGCAGAAUGCUGAGGGCCCUCCUAUCUGGCCUGCGGUGGAGGGGAGGCAUUUGGGGCUGCACCUUCAGCUCACGGCAACCCCAUCUGCCUCCGGCUCGGUUGUUGAGUGCCACAGACCUGGUCAGCCACUGGACAGUAGUCUUUGAGAAAAGGGGCAUCCCUGAGGCCCGGGAAUCCAGUGAGUACAUCGUGGCUCAUGUCCUUGGAGCCAAAACAUUUCAGAGCCUGAGGCCAGGACUUUGGACCCAGCCCCUGACCCCUUGGCAGUUACAGUAUGUCCAGGAGCUGAGUAGCUACCGAUUGCAAAGGAUGCCUGUGCAGUACAUCCUUGGUGAGUGGGACUUUCAGGGCCUCAGCCUGAAGAUGGCACCCCCAGUGUUUAUCCCUCGGCCAGAAACGGAGGAGCUGGUUGAAUGGGUGCUGGAGGAGGUGACCCAAGGGCCCCGUGUGGUGGGAGCUCAAGGUGGCCCACUCAUCCUGGAGGUGGGCUGUGGAUCAGGAGCCAUUUCCCUCAGCCUGCUGAGCAAGCUCCCCCGGAGCCGAGUCAUUGCUGUGGACAAGGGAGAAGCCGCCAUCUGCCUGGCCCAUGAGAAUGCUCAGAGGCUUCGGUUGCAGGACAGGAUUCGGAUCAUCCCCUUCGAUGUGACCUUAGAUGGGAGCUGGGCACAUCUUCUACCCUGGGGCCCUGUGGACCUGGUCGUCAGCAACCCUCCCUACGUCUUCCACCGGGACAUGGAGAAGCUGGCCCCUGAGAUCCUCAGCUAUGAAGAUCCACUAGCCCUGGACGGUGGGGAGGAGGGCAUGGACAUCAUUACCCACAUCCUGGCCCUGGCACCUCGGCUCCUGAAGGACUCUGGAAGCAUCUUCUUGGAAGUGGACCCAAGACAUCCAGAGCUCGUCGGCAGCUGGCUUCAGAGCCAGCCUGACCUGUCCCUCAAUCUUGUGGCUGUGCGCAGGGACUUCUGUGGGAGGCCCCGGUUCCUACAUAUCAGGAGGUGUGGGCCACAGCAUGGUUGCCCUGUGGAUGCCUGGCCAGGGCCCCAACCUGCCAGAGUGCCUGGCUGACAUUUCUACCUGGAAUGCUACUUGGAGGGAGGUGGAUGGUGCCUUCCAGAACCCCAGAUGUUUGUGGCAUUUCCCAUGGCUCUGUGAUUCUCCAUGCUCUACAUUUCUAGGAGACUUGGGAGUAGGCACGAGGGCAGGGGUGUCCUUCCUGGGCCAGCAAAGAGCAAGAGCACCCACAAUCCAGCUUAGGAGCUCAGCAGACUGGAUUCCCAGUCUGGCCCCAUCGGGUCAGUGUAGCCAAGGCAGGUUGCUUUGUCUCUGUGGGUGGAAUUGCUCUAGGGAUGUUGGGAGAUACGGCCAAUAAAGUGGCGAGAGACCAGCAAGUGGUGACCUAAUGUUUUGUUAUUGUGAUUUGUGGGUCCCCUGACCCCUUGCCCUUAGGCAGUGCUGGGGGUAAGAGCUUCCUUCUGAGUUUGCAGGGCUGGCUGGCAGGCCCCAGCUGGUGGUUUGGGGAGCAGUGUAGAGAAAGGCACAUGGUUGCUCCUUCUGGCCUUGGAAGCCAAGGUACUUGGCACUGAUCAGCUCCCUCACAAGGGCUGGCGUAGCACUCAACACACGCCCCUAACUGGGCCUAAGCUCUGAGCGCAGGAACAUCGUCUGAGCUUGAGCUUGGGGAUGGCAGCCUACUUCCUGGUGGGGAUGGGGCUGAGGGGCCUUGCACAGUUCUGGGGUCACAUGUCCACGUUCAUUUAAGUGAAAGCUUGAGCCAGUGAGGGGUGAACAGGGCUUGUGUUUACUUUUUAUUCCCAUAGUUUUGAGCUAAAACAUUCCUUCCAAGCCUUGGGGUUUCUGAAAACCCAUCUGUCCCUGGUAGGAGCUGGGGAGAGUGAGAAGCUGAGACAGAGUGGGCACCAGGUUUUGACCUCUACCCUAGCUCUGGUCUGCAGGCUGGUGGCUGCCGGGAGGCCCAAAGGCCCUUCUGUCCACAGAGACAGGAAACCUCCAGGUUGGCAGGUGCUGGUGUUAGCCUGCAUCAGGGUGGGUCUCAAGGAACAUGGCAGACUAGGCUGACUCAUGCUGUUGGUCUCCCCUCCCAUCCCCCCAACCCAGCACUUUCAGAGGCCUGACCUGGUGAUGCAGUGGCCAGAGGCAGUGUGUGGUAGACAGCAUCCUCUGAUGGAGCCAGGAUGCUGGGUUCUAGAGCUGUAUCUUGCAGUGGGACCUUGGGCAGCUCCCUUCCCUGUGAGAAGCUGGCUUUUCUGGCUCCAAGGCCAGUGCAAGAUGGCAGCCUCAUUUUAAUCUCAGUCAGUCAGGUAAAGUAUGUAGCUGGUAUUCAAGGGCCCACUCCCCAGGCAGGGACUCCACAACAGAAGACAUGGCCUGCCUGAGGUCCCAUGAUGGGAGGAGGCCAAAUGGAGAUAGGAAGUUAGGUCCCUGCCUUGGGAGAGUCUAUUGCUGGAGUUAUACCUGGCCUGAGCUACUCCCUCGCUGUGUUUGGGGGUUGUAUUUGCCUUAGCAGAGGCCACAUUGCAGUUCCCAGGGCUACCGUAUCCUGCUCCUUGCCCAGACCCAGCUGCAUGGACCUCAAGCCGCCCAUGGCUUCCUUUGAGGAGGAGCCAGGGACUCCCAGCCAUGGCUGUUCCAAAAGGAACCUGGAAAGGCGGCGUGGGCUUUCAGAGCCCCCGUUUGCUCUCAGAUCUUGGCCUGCCUCACCAGUAUUGCCCUUCCUCUCCUACCUGUGUCCUUGGGCUCUUGCUCUCUUCACAGCAUCUCAGGGUAGCUGCCUUGACCUAGCAGUCUGUUGCCUCCUUGUCCCACACCUCAACCACUGAUGGCUUCCCUGAUGGUCUCACCCUCCUGGCUUCAGGCCUUGGCAAGCAUGUGGAUAUGGCUCCCCAAGAGUACAUAAUAAUGGGGAGUGACAGUGUAGGCAUAGUUGGGGUCACUGAAGCAGGAGGCACCCUUGGGGACAACUUCCUCCCAUGAGGCCUGACUCCCCUGAGAAAGAGGUGCAGACCAAGUGGACUGGCAGGGCCGGGCUUCAAGCCUGCAGCCACUGGCUUGACUGGGGCUUGGACGUUAAGCUCCAGUGUUGAGGCUACACCAGCCUGGGUGCAGAUCCUGGCAUCUGCCCCUCACUAGGGUAUGUCCUUGGGUAGAUGACUUCAACUCUGUCAGCCUUGGCUUUUAAGUCUGAGAAAUGGGACCAAGUGCUUUCUUUAUCUUAAUAUGAUGAUUUUGAAGGGACCAUGGUUUGCACCUUUCAUGGGGCACUGUGAACGUUUUCACUGCUUGCCUUGGAGGGCAGACAUAAGGAGGAUGCUGUACCCUCGUGUGUGUCUUGUGGUUGGCACCAACACGAGUCAGGCAGAGACAUGGCAGUCUGGAAAAAAGGGAAGGCAGGGAUUUCAAUCUUGGGCUCUUGACUUCUCUCUGCCCUCUGGAGAUGGAGCCACCAAGAGGCUGGUAGCCUGGCAGCCAGAUCUCCCCUCAGUCCCUCCUUUCCCUCUUCACCAGGGCCUGAGUGCCCCAAGGUCCAGGCCAGAGCAGCCUGUGGCUCCAGCCCAGGGAAAGCCAGUCUCACCUGCCCUGUCUCCUCCCUCCUUACUGGGGCUGGAGCAGAGAUGAGCUGCCUCCUUUAGCAUGUGUCAUGGAGCCCAGGAGACAGAACAGCAGGAGGAUGUGGGGCUGAUGGUGGAGUCCAGGCUCUACAGGCCCUUGAGGUCUUGAGGGAUGUGCCUGAUGUCCACCCAGCCUCUGUCAGCUGGAGCCCCAAGCGUGGGCAAAGGGUGUAGGAGUCCCUGAUUGAUGUACUCUGGAAGAGCAAUUACAUCUCUUCUGACAGUUGAGGAAACUGACACUUUGCCUCAAGUUGUAUGCUUUUCCCAGCUGCCCAUGGCUCUUUCCAUGGGGCCCAUCUAGCUGCUUUAUUGACAUGUACCCUUUCUGUUCUCCCCUAACCCCACCUGGACCCUGGGCCAUUAACUUCUCCCAAUUCCUGCUCUAAACGCUUGGCUGGCUCCCCAUGACCUGAAUGUGGUCUCCGUGUCCUGCAGAGUCCAGAUCUGAAGAGGUAGGGGAGGAUGACUAUGGGAAGGGUCUUGGGGAGCCCUCCCAAAGCCUCAUCAGUACUCUGAGUAAGCUUCCAUCAGAGCAAAGUAUUCCACUGCUGACUGGCUUUGAGAACUGCUUUAACCUACGUAGGCCAGCAUGUCCCUCCCUGUCCAUCUUUGGAUUCUUUCUUCCACUGCCCUAUACUCCAGCUUCCCUGCAGAGCUAUCCAUUCCUCAAACACCCCUCCUUCCCUUUGACCAGGCUGUGCAUUCAUCAGAAAUGCUCUUGCCCACCACUUCUAGUCCAGAUAAUCCUCUCCUUCAGGCUCCAACACAAAUGCUCUCUCCUCUGGACCACCCAUCUGACCUCUGGGUUCUCCCCACCAGACCCUAGCCCACUUCUUCCAGUAGCAAUGACAUUCUGUCUCAUGCAUUUGGAAGCCUUCCUGUCUCUGUCUUCUCUCUGGGGUCCCAUGUGGGUCUAGCAUACACUAAGCUCAGUAAAUGUCCACCAGUAAGCCAACAGUGUAUGCGUUUCCUAGAAUGGAGCUGGAAUUUCCCAUGUGGCUCAUAUCGUACCUGACAGCAGCUCUCACAUAUUCUGGUCAGCAGGGAGAAGAAGCUACGAGGGCUUAGCCUCCCACCCGAGCCAGGCAGCAGUUCAAGUUGAGCCAUAGCCACUUCUUGGGCUACAGUGCACCUGAUCUCUGCACAGUGGCCACACCGAGUACAGGCCGUCCUUUCUGCAGCAGAGGCAGGCGCCAGGUUUCCUGGAGCUCUGGGCCCCGGCCAGCCCCCAGCCAGCCCCCAGCCAGCAUUGGCCAGAACAGCAGCCUGAUCCCCCCUCAUGACCCCCCAGUCCUAGGACAGGCCAUCUGGGCGGGGAUUGGGACUGGUAAAGCAAUCUUCUCCCUCCUGUAGUAGGCAGAAUAAUGGCCCCAAAGAUGCCCAUGUCCUAAUCCCAUAAACCCCCAGUCCUAGGACAGGCCAUCUGGGCAGGGAUUGGGACUGGUAAAGCAAUCUUCUCCCUCCUGUAGUAGGCAGAAUAAUGGCCCCAAAGAUGCCCAUGUCCUAAUCCCAUAAACCUGUGAAUUUGUUACCUUACAUGGCAAAAGGAACUUUGCAGAUUUAGGGAUUUUGAGAUGGAAAGAUUAUCCUGGGUUAUUCAGGUGGGCUCAAUAUAAUCACAGGGGUCCUUAUGAGAGGGAGGCAGGAGUGUCAGAGAAGGGGAUGUGAUGGUGGAAGCAGAGGUCAAAGCGAUGCCAUUGCUGGAGGAAGGACCAUGAGCCACGGAAUACAGAUGGCCUCUAGAAGCUGGAAGAGGCAAGGGAAUGGAUUCUUCCCUAGAGCCUUAAGAAAGAAUGCCAGCUUGCCAAUAUCUUGAUUUUAGCCUCUUAAAACUGAUUUUGGAUUUCUGACUUCCAGAACUGUAAGAUGAUACAUUUGUUUUGUUUAAAAACACUAAAUUUGUGGUCAUUUUGUUGUAGCAGCAAUAGGAUACUAUUAUGGAUUUUGGUACCCGACGUGAAGUGCUGCUCUAACAAAUACCUAAAAAUGGAAGUGGCUUUGGAAUUGGAAUUUGGAAAUAGGCAGAGAUUGAAAGAUUUUGAGGUGCAUGAUAGAUUGCUUUGAACACUUUUCCUCUGAGCAGUGAGGUGGGUGGGGAUGGGGGUGGGAAACCCUUCACAACCUGGAGACCUGAGCUGCCCAGGCUCCCUAGAGCUGACCCUUUCUUGGAGUGAGAGACUAGAAGACUGCCCAGCGUGGGACCCAGAGAAGCUGGCCCAGGCACUGGGAGCUGUGGGGAAUGGAACUGGGAUCAGGGGGAGAGAGCAAAGCUGGCCUCCAUGGUCUAUCUCCAGUGGUAUGGGGGCCACCCAGGCCCUCAGAGGGACCUCAGAGACUGGAUCCGAGCCUGGUCCUGACUCCCAUGGAGUCACGUGCCUGACCCAGCACCCCUGGAGUGUGUGAUAAUGAACAGGGUGUGAGGGUGAGCAGGUACUGUGCCUGAAAUGAGUGCAGCAGCCCCUGACUCCAAGGUGAUCCCUCCAUGUAAGCCAUGGAGGUUUGGCUCCUUCCAGCCCCCAGGCAGUGCCCAGCUCCUGCUACAAGCCUGUGCUGGGCUGUGUGGCUGGGCUAGAAGUGGGUCAUUCCUAGGAUUCUCAGCUUCAUGAUCCCCAGAGCUGAAGUGGCUACCUGGAACCUUCAACCCUAUCCCUGAUGUCAGCCACAUUAGCCCAACUACAGCCUUGGGUGUGCGGACAGAUCUGGGUCUCAUUUGAAGCCCUGAUGGUAGUUGUGAGGAGAGCAGGGGUUCCUCUUUUCUUCCCUCCCUGAGAGAACUGGUUAUGCACCCUGCCAAGGAACCUUUAGCAUCUUUGGCCUCAUAACCAGGAAUCCGAUGUGUAAGAGCUUCAAAUUCUGGGACCACUCCCCUUCCAAGACACUCCUGUCAAUCAUCCUAUAGGGAAACAGUGGGGAAAAGCCAAUUUUACAGUUCACAGAGUAGGAGAGGCAAGGGAAGCUUACGUCAGCCUCACUGGGAGCCCUGGACUGAGCUGGCUUCCACCUGGCCUUGACCAUGACUGAGCGGAGAGGUGAGGUGGCUCAGAGCAGCUCUGCCCAGCGGAAGGCAGGCCUUGUCUGGUCGCUCCUUCUCAGAGGCUGGGGUCUCUCUCAGAGACUUCGCUUUUCAGAGCGAGGGAUUCCACUGUAUUGCCCCCUGCUAUGCUGGGUCUAUAGCCCUCUCCUGGGACAUGCAUCUAGGGGAAUGGAGGGGUCAGGUCUCCCAGCCUACUGAGCCCCAGGAGCAGAUUAUUGGGACUUGAAGCACCCAUAGAGAUCCUUGUGUGCAAAUGAGAACAUUAAGGCUCAGCAGGCCAGGGCUGGGGCUCAAACCCAGGUCUCUUCUCUGCCUCCCAGCCUCCAGCCCUUUAUCAGCUGCAGACCCCCAACCUGCCUUGCUUUCCAGGUAUAGUCUUGUCUGCCAUUCCUGGGAGUCAGUGUGAGGCCAAGCUACGUGGGCGAGUAGAGUGAACCCCGAGCUAGAGCUGCUUGGGCCUUGUUUGCCCUUAGACCUUGCAGCUGAGUGAAGUAUCUGGGCAGCCCCCUGGGCCUUCCUCCUCCUCCUCCAUCUCCUUGCCAUCAUUUCUUGAGCUCCUGCUGGGCACUAGGCCCCAAGCAGCUGCUUUACAUUUAUUGGUGUUAAUCCUCACACAACCCCACAGACUGGGUUUUUAAUCAUCUCCGUGAUGAGGAAACCAAGGCUCAGCAGGGUGCAGUCACGGAUCAGGUCUCACCGCUGGAUUGGAAGGGAGGGUGAGGCCACCAUUGGUGCCCAUUUGACUGGUCAGAGACUGAGGUCAGCAUAGCUAGGUCCUGGGCUGCCCCCUGCAGAGCUUAGUGCAGCGGUCCACCUGGGCCUGUGGAUCCUCAGAGCAGGAACAGGGGUUGCCAGGGUUGUUCCCAGCGGGCUUUCCAGAAGCCCAGUGCCUACCCUGGUGGGCCCUUCUCCUGGGGUGUGUGCAGCAUAGGCUCAGGCCUGUGUCUCCCAAGCCCUACUAUGUGCCAGGCCCCGGGGAGAUGAUACCAGUCAGAAGAGCUUGUAAAAUUUGGAGACUGAAUGGUGCACCCUGAACCAAGUGCUUCUGGGAUUAUCUUAUUCACUCUCAAGACAUCCCAUAAGGCAAAGUCAGUGAACCCUCCCAUUUUACAGACGAGGAAACUAAAACUGGGAAAGGCUAAGGAACCUGCUUAUAUGCUGGCUGAACUGGGAUUCCAGUGCAAGCCUAAUGACCCAGGGCCUGAGGCCUUGGUCAUCACACCUGGCUUGAAGAGGGUAGGGUGCAGGACAGGGAUAGAGCAGGCCCAGAGUGAGGACAGUCCGGGCAAAAGCCUGGAUGCCUGAAGGCACGUGGAGAGGACUAUGUUGUGGUGACGUGGUGGUGGGUGCCUUUGGUUGAGCUCUGAAUGCAUUUCUGGGUACCAGAGCCUAAUUUAAGGGUCUCAGGGUGAGUUACAAGGUCAGGUAGGCAUUGAGGAUAUUCUCUAGCUGCCAGGAAGAGGGGACUGGGGCAGGAGGCGGCAACUGGGCCAGGAUCUAGAGGCCGCUGGGGGCUAUAGCAGUGGCAUAUAGCAACAGGCCUUCUGGAAGAGAACCAACUCACAUCCAUUGCUGAGGGAUUGGAUGUAGGGUGGGGGGUGGCCAGGACCACGAUAGGGCCCAGGGCUCUGACUGGAACCUGGGGGCCCUGGAGCCACCCUGAACUGGGCACUGGGGUACUAGGGACAGACAGCUUGAGAGAGUGGGGUGCCCUCAGGCCAUCCCAUAGGCAGUGUCAGGGGCAGUGGGCAGGGGUGUCUGGAGAUCCAAAUGUGACCAUGUGGGGACAUAACCUAGAGGCAGCCCUUUAGAUGGAAUUGUGAAGACCACCCUCCCAGGCCUGAGCUCUGUCAACAACAGUAACUGGGCAUCUCCAUGUGUAAUGGUGCCCCGUGCCGCACACACUUUAUCAUAAAUCCUCUGUCUGCACAUGAGGGGAGCCUUCCUUGGCCCACUAGACAGAUGAAGCAACUGAGACUUAACCGGUGCAACAUCACACAAGCAGGAAGUAGCCAUGCUGGGCUUUGAACCCAGUCCUCUGACAUCCCAGCUGGAAGGGGAGUGAGCAGGCCACAGAGGCCAGCUGCAGCCCGGGGCCCGGAUACCCAGCUGGGGUGCCCCCAGGGCUGACAUGGGCUUCCAGGGCAAAGAGGAAAGUGGUGAGUCAAACAGAAAGCACCAGAUGUGGAGUGAGCUUCCUCCCCUCCCAGCUGCCCCUGGUGCCAAACUUUCAAACCCCACAGCAGAGGAGCGCAUGGGGGAGGGGAGGGCAGUGAAAGUGGCUGCUGCUGAAAGGAGGCUCUGAUGUACUCCGGAUGUGGGGUGGGACUGACAGACACCCAGACUCUGGUUCCCUGCUGACAGGUGGGUGAGGAAAGUGAGUCCCCUCGCAGCAUAAGGAAGUGUAAAGCCUGCCAUAUCAGGCGGAACGUUUCAGGUCCCCAGGCCUGGGAGGUUCUGGGACAGGGUGCAGGUGGAUGUGCCUAAAACCCUUCUUGAAGGCAUUCCCACAGCUCAAGAACUGACCAGGGCUCCCCACUCUCUCUGCUUACACAGAAAUCCUCUGUCUCUUGUCAUUCUGCCCAGCCCUCCUGCCCAGAGCCCUAGAGCUGUAGAGUUUGUUCUUUCAAACCAAGUUUCACGUGGAACUCAACUAUGUAGUUUUUAAAAGAUAAAAGCAUCAUUUUAAACAUAAAUGUAUUUUAUAAGUUCAAAUUCUCAACACUUUCUUAGCAUUAAGUCCAUCAAGGUGAACAGCGAUGAGCACUGACGUUUGAACUGGGGGCUAGGAUGGGAGUUGCAGUCUUAUGUCAGCCUCAGCGUUCAGUGUCUUUUCAGUGUUUGGUUUUGGUGGCACAGGACCAAAUGACCCCACCAAGUGAUUCUCACAGAUAAGUGGUUACAAAUGGUAGCAUGUUUCUGAAGGGCCCCUUGCAGUCUCUUUCAUUUGCAGGGGCAGCAGGAGAAGGCUCAUGUCCAGCUCAGCCCAAACCUGGGUCUCUGGACACAUGGGUAGGAUUCUAACGUAUCAUAGUUUGGUGUUGUGCCCAUUUGAGUGUGUGUGUGCUUUUUAAAACUGGGCUUUUUCCAAUAGUUAAAAAUAUGAACGAAAGAGAGAAAGAGGGGGAAAAAAAGGAAAGGAGGACGGGAAGGGAGGGCAAGGAGAAAGAAGGAACUCACGUGGGGCAUCUGAGGAUGCCUUCACUCAGGUUCUUGGUGAGGGCAGCCUCUGUCUCUCCUGGGAAGCCCACCCUGACUGCUCCGCCCCUACCUGUCCAGGAGGUUCCAGUGCCUCCUCUCAUUCAGCAUCUGUCUCAGCAAGUGAAUCUGGGCCACAUACUUCUGAAAAGUCUCAGGAGUCCACGACUCCCUCCUGGCUCUGGUGUGGACUUUCCACUCAGUCCCUGGUUCUGGGGCAGGGAAGAAUGUCCCAAGGAGGGGACAGGGACUAGGGGCUUCCCCAGGCCCUAUGUGGGAUCUCCAGGGGUGGGAGGACUGGGGAACCCAGUGCCCCUGAGAGCCUGGGGUUUCUGUACCUUCAUUUCUGGGAACUUGCUAUACUUUAGGAAGAGAGAAAUGAGAAGCAAAACCCUAGGGCCCCAGCACCACCAACCCCCCUUCCUGUCUUCCUUCCGCUGAGUCAUAGCCAAGAGCCCAGCACCUCUGCCUCCUUUGGGGCCAUCUGGGUGGGGUGGAAUUCAGAGUCGUGUGAGGACACAGCAUCUGGACAAGUCCUCUUUUCCUGCCAAUAUCUGUGAGGGACCCAGACUUGCUGAGGCCUGAAGCUACCUCCGAAGUUCGGAGAAUGGGUGACUGAGGUCCUUAGUGUCCUGUCUCUCCCCCAUUCCCAGCCCCACUGUUCACCUGCAAGCACUGAGCACCAACUGUAAGCCAGGUAGGGUGGUUCAGAUGGGGCCCUGUCCUUGAGGAACUCAUGGAUUUGGACAUGGACGACUCCUGACAGGCCCCUCAUGACUGGCUGGGUCCUUAGGCUUGCUCUGGUCUGCAGUAGGGAGGCAGGCCACAUCACACAUGCCCAUCAUAGAGACCUGCACACCCCUACACAGGUACCCAUAGAUAUGUGCAUGUGCACAGGUGUGGGACUUGAGCAUGUGGGUCCAUGUCCAUGAUCACAGGUGUGUCCACGCAGGGCUUCCAUUGGAUGGGGGAGCUCCAGGCUCUGGGAACCAGUUCAGGACCUUGUGUGUGUGGCCUCUGUGAGAGGCCCCAGGUUGCUGAGGGCCGAGGCUGCCUUCCAUACUUGGAGAAGGGGCGACUGAGGUUCUUAAGAGGUAUCACCCUGUCUUGGAGGCCCAGCUACUGUCUCUGAGUUAUGGGAGCCCAUGGGAGCUUGAGUACUGUGCCCCCAUUUCAUGGAAAAGAAAGCUGAAGCCCAGAGAGGGCCCAUGACUUGCCCAGGGUAACACAGCAAGUUAGGGGAGAUCUGGGAGGGGAAUGGGCCAGACCUGGGCACCUGUCCACAUCCCUGACCUUUCUGGCCUGGCAUUUGGGGCUUGGCAAUCCCUGAUGACCACACUGCAUCAAACUCUGGGUUGAUUCUCCCAGAAAACCCACCUAGGGACCAACCACAGGGUCCUCCCAAGCCUUGCCAUUCCUAGGAAUUUCCCCCACACUACACCUUUGCUUGGGCUGUCCUAGCUGUCUGGAAUGCCCUCUCUCUCUCAAUCAAUCUCUGUCUAUCUCUCUCUGAUUCUGGAAAUAAAAUCCAAACUUCCAAAUUCUGUUUAAAUGGUUUCUAUACCUUCUUUGACCCCCUGGAACUUUCCCCUGCCUCUAGCCUCCCUCAGCCUCUGUCCCCCUCACUCCCACCCAUUUUGCACCCACCUACUAAACAUAAAAUUGACCCCUAGAGCCCUAGGCUGGGUGUGAAGGGUCCUUUGAGGCUGAGACAGUGAAAGCCACACUCAGGUCAGCCCAGCCCUCCAGACUUUGCCAGGCACUGGGGUGGGCCCUGGAGCUAGGAGAGGAAACCGCACCUCUGCUAGGCCUCACCAUCUGCCCCCAACUCUGCUCCUUCCCUGAAGGCCCAGAAGCCUAGAGCACUGUACUCUAGGCAAGAUUGAUCCCUCGGAGUUUACCAUUCCAGAUUUUGUUUAUUCCCCCACACCCUGAGUACCCCUCAACUGGGGGCUAGGCCUGUGUUUGGUGGGGUGGAGGGUGGGGGUUGAACAAAGAGUAGAGAAGCUUCAGAUUUGUUGGGUGCCGCCCUUUCAUUAAAUGGCCCUGAACAGAGCUGUCUGCUCCUUUCCAGAGCUCUUCCCUUCCACUUGGUCUCAGGAGGUGGGCAGGGAGUCUGCCUUUGCCCCAUGAGGCAGUGAGCCCCAUCACUGCCUGGCUAUCCCCUCACUCCCCUACACCCCUAACUGGGAGCCUAAGAUUAAUUGUCAGGCCUACCCUUGGUGCUAGAGUAUGAAGGAAAAAUUGACAGACACUGCCCAUAAGGAGUUCAUAGCCUAGUGGAGGACAGAGGCAAGUAAACAGGUCCUUAUCCUUGGCCCAUGUGGCAUGCAUUUGAUCACUGUCUGCUCGGCACUGUGCCAGGCACUGGCCGUGGGCAGUAUUCAGAUAAGGCCCCGCUUGCAUGGGGCAUAUCCCUUCCCACUCAGGUUUCCACACAGCAGUUACAGUGCUCAGCUUGAGGCUUUCUCUAUGGCAGAGGCCAGCUUGGUAGGUGAAAAUAGGCAGGGAGUUCACCCCCUGGAGCAGCCCUAAGCCAGUGACUAGUGGGAGUUGGUGGAUACACAUCCCAGCUUCCUUACCUCUCAGGUAGGACAACCCUGAUGUGCGUUCUACACUCUCUCUCAACCGAGGACUGACCUCAGUUGCCCAGAGAGAGAGCACACUCAUUAACACACCUGCUUCGGCUUCCUUUCCUUCCCUGUCUCACUU
Messenger RNA from Globicephala melas (long-finned pilot whale), 12887 nucleotides. Lineage: Eukaryota; Metazoa; Chordata; Mammalia; Artiodactyla; Delphinidae. The record is from RefSeq and is a predicted model, not a curated record.